UUUCGAAACAAACUCUUAUUUGAUAAAUGUAAUCAGUAAGAAUAAUUACAUUUCGUCAUACUGUGUUCUGUUUGUUUUCAAGUUCUCUGAUAAGUCUUUGCAAAAUGUCUACAAGUGAAGCUGAUACUAUGAGUGAUUCAAAUUUAGAUUCUCCGUUUUCUCAAAUGGAAUCACCGUAUAGUUCCCCUUCACAACAAGUACCCCAGCUCGCCAAUAACAUUUCGGAGUUAUCGUGCACAGACAAAUUAUAUAUGCACAAUGGCAGAUGUCCUGAACUGCGCAUUCUGGAGCAACCACAAAACCACUUUAGGUUUAGAUACAAAAGUGAAAUGAUUGGUACUCAUGGCUGUCUUCUCGGCAUAUCAUCAAAUAAGUCAAAAACUCACCCAACUGUUGAGUUACGACAUUAUUCUGGGAAAGCCAUGAUAAGAUGCCGAUUGGCUCGGCAUGACAAACCAGAGGAACAUCCACAUAAGUUGCUUGAAGAUGAUCAGGAUCGGGAUGUAAGCAGUAUUCUUCCAGAACAUGGAAGUUAUAGAGUUGCAUUUAGUGGUAUGGGCAUAAUUCAUACUGCUAAGAAAGAUGUACCAGCAAUGUUGUAUAAAAAGUAUGCUUCGGAAGCUACCCCAGAUACGCCAUACAAUGAAAACAAGCUCCGCGUUCUAUGUGAAAAUGAAGCGAAGAAUAUCAACUUAAAUAUCGUCCGGCUCAAAUUCAGCGCUCAUGAUUUGUUAACUGACAAAGAAAUUUGUCCACCGGUGUUUUCAGAACCCAUUCAUAAUAUGAAGAGUGCGGCCACGAAUGAUCUGAAGAUAUGUCGCAUCAGUCGCUGUUACGGUCGGCCGGAGGGCGGGGACGAUGUUUUCAUAUUCGUGGAGAAAGUUAACAAGAAAAACAUUAAGGUUAGAUUUUUUGAGUUGGACGAAAACGGCGAUCGUGUGUGGACUGCCGAGGCGUCCUUCCCGCCGAGCGACGUACACCAUCAGUAUGGCAUCGUAUUCAAGACCCCAGCUUACUCAGACCGGAAAAUAACAUCAAACGUGAAAGUCCACAUCGAGUUGCUUCGACCGAGUGACGGGAGAACGAGUGAGCCCAGAGAAUUCAUAUACAAAGCGGAAUCAAUAUACAGGCAAACAAAGAAGAGAAAGCCUAACUCUUCCUAUUCAUCUUUUGAUAGCAUGACGGGUUCUAUUAAAAGUUCGAAUGAAUUACCCGUGACCCUAGACUAUAUAAAUCAAAAUGACAACUUCGGUGCGCAAGACACGAUCAUGGACGAAGUUCCCGCAUACACCAUUAAAGUGUCCCCGGUGGCGCGGGCGGGCGCCAGCUCCGACGAGCUGAUGGGCGACGCCAUCUGGAGCCACAGCGUGAGCGCGGGGGCGGAGGUGGGCGGGCCGGCGCUGGCGGCGCUGCUGAGCGCGCCCAACGUGCCCGCGCCGCCCGUGCUGUCGCUGCACUCCUCGGAGAUGGACCGCAUCCUGGGGCGCGGCGUGGAGCCCGAGCCCGACGAGCAGCGCCGCUUCCUGAACGCCGACCUCGCGGAAUAUUUCCAACAUUACGAUGGUACCGACAUGAGUGGGCUAAGUACAAUGGACAUCAUUAAGUUUGGGAUGCUGGUCCCUGAUUCAGGAAGAGUCACGAACAUCAAAACGGAAGAAAAUAGCGGCGGUAUCGUCAAUGAGGAAAAUUCUAAGAAUAUCAAAAAGAAAACAAACACUGAAUAUUCAGCAUUUUACAAAUCAGAAGAUGGAGUCGAAGUUAAAAAACUCGUCAAAGAAUUAUGCGAGAUGAUCAGAAAUAAAACGGGACACAAAAAGCAAAUGGUUAGAAAUAAACUGGAACGACUCUUUGAAAUGCGACUGAGUAAUGGAGAUACGUUCUUACAUAUGACACUAUGCAGCAAUCAGCCUAGUCUAGAGUAUAUCGUGAAGCUCAUACACAGCAUGAGAAUGACGAAGCUACUGAAUUUGAAAAACGACAAGAUGCAGACCAUCCUUCAUCUCGCUAUCAUACAUGAUCUGCCAAGAUUGGUCACAUUCCUCGUGUCAAAAGGGUGCAAUCCAAUGGAGGAGGACGGCGAAGGGAACAACGCCAUCCACUAUGCCGUUAUAUAUCAAACCUGCGUUGGACCUCUUUUGGACGCCAUCAAGACCUACUCCGUCACCUGUGAUAUAAACGCUUACAACAACGAGAAGCAGACGGCGCUGCACCUGGCGACCAUCUACCGCAGCGCGGACAGCGUGUCGCGCCUGCGGCGGAUCGGCGCCAGCGCGCGCCUGCGCGACGCGGCCGGCCGCGCGCCGCUGCACCUCGCGCUGUACGACCGCUGGCGCCGCGGCGCGCUCGACCUGCUGCAGCCCGCCGACCGCAGUUACAUUGACAUGGUAGAUGGAAACGGCUACACUCCUCUUCAAAUUAUAUGUGACGGAGAAUUAACAGAAAGUACCCUCGAAAUAGCAAAGCAUCUUUUGGAAGAGAAAGCGGAUCCAACGAAACACGAAGAGAAUAACCUACCAGCGUGGAAACUAGCUCGUGAUAAACCAGAAUUGCUGCAACUACUGCAGGCUUACAUGGACCCACGAAUCAUCAUGGAAGACGAUAUCAAAUCAGAGCCUGAGGACGAGUUUGAGUCUUCGGACGAAGACGAGGCGGGCGAGCCCUCGCUGGCGGAGCUGCCGCAGCUGGUGGACGAGCUGUCGGCGGCGCUGGAGCGCGGCGCGGCGUGGCGCGAGCUGGCGCGGCGCCUGGCGCGGCACGCGCUCUCCGCGCGACACCUGCUGCUGCAGCUCAAGGACUGUGAUGUUAUCACUACGAAGUCGUUAGCUCUUUUACUAGAGGACAUUGGAGAAGCUGAAGCAGCCUCCAUCGUAAAAAAAUAUAUAUAUUACUGAAACGAAAUUAUAAAAUGAACUGAAGAUUACUAUAGUGCACUCAGAGUCGUGAUUUCAAAAAACUUUAUAUAGAGCUAAAAAUUGGUACAAAUAGUAGGUAAUCUAAAGUGCAAUAAAAAAAGUUCUCCAGGUAACUUUCAUUUAAUUUCUUACAAUCUUGCAACUUUUUUAUAAUUUAGGCGGUAUUAAAUUACAUAGGAUACAAAUAUUAUUUUCCGACUU
Molecule: messenger RNA, 3113 nt
Organism: Vanessa tameamea
Lineage: Eukaryota; Metazoa; Arthropoda; Insecta; Lepidoptera; Nymphalidae
Gene: Rel
Product: nuclear factor NF-kappa-B p110 subunit
Exons: 22
Coding region: 105-2891 (928 amino acids)
Biological process (GO): regulation of DNA-templated transcription
Cellular component (GO): cytoplasm
Molecular function (GO): DNA-binding transcription factor activity, RNA polymerase II-specific; RNA polymerase II cis-regulatory region sequence-specific DNA binding; protein binding
Source: RefSeq, a predicted model, not a curated record